This is a messenger RNA of Camelina sativa (false flax), 437 nucleotides long. RefSeq names its product defensin-like protein 10. The record is from RefSeq and is a predicted model, not a curated record. Lineage: Eukaryota; Viridiplantae; Streptophyta; Magnoliopsida; Brassicales; Brassicaceae. Gene Ontology annotation, biological process: defense response.
UUUCUCUAAACAUUUGUAUCUUUGUCUCUUUAAAAAUGAAGCUCUCUCUGCGUUUGGUCCCAGCCCUUCUCCUCUCGUUCAUGCUCCUCUUUGCCACAGGAAUGGGUCCUGUGGAAGCAAGAACGUGCGAGUCACCGAGUAGCAAAUUCCAAGGAGUUUGUCUCAACUCACAGACCUGUGCCAAAGCUUGCCCCAGCGAAGGUUUUACAAGCGGUCGAUGCAAUAGUCUCCGUUGCUACUGCUCCAAAGCUUGCUAAUUCAUCAAUUAAUCAUUUAUCGAAAAAUGAACAUUUAAAUUUAUACUCUCUUUCAUCGUUUUCUAGUUUCGACAGAAAUAUAAUAAUCUUGAAAGGCACUAUUUAUUAUGUGUUUUUUUUUUGUAUAUAUAAUAAUGUUGUUUUUUUUCUGUGUGUUAAGAAUUUAAGUGUUUAUGUAUU